AUGAAAUUCGUGUUACUAGCAAUUUUCUUAUUGCUUGUCAUGGCUGGAGAAGAUUAUUAUUAAUUAUUAGGAUUGAAGAGGGGAGCUAGUGAAGCUGAAAUCAAGAAGGCUUUUAAGAAAUAAUCUCUGAAAUACCAUCCAGAUAAAAAUAAAGGUAAUGAAGAGAAGGUAAAUUAAUUAUACUUAAUAUUAUUGUGUAGGCUCAGAAAUAAUUUUAAAAAAUAGUAAAUGCUUAUGAAACAUUAAAAGACCCAGAGAAAAAAAAGAUUUAUGAUUAAUAUGGUGAAGAAGGUGUAAAUAAACAUGAACAAUAAUAAUAAUAAUAAGGUGGUGGUGGAGGAGGAUUUCAUAAUUUUUAAGGUGGUUUUGAAGAAAUGUUUUCAUAAUUCUUUAGAGGAGGCAGUGGUGGUGGUGGUAGAUAACAAUUUCAUUUUAAUUUUGGAGGAAAUCAAGGUGGUAGUGGAUUUCGUAAUUAAGAUUUCUAGGAAGAUGGUCAUGCAAAAAAAAAUAAUAUUUUUGAAAAUACAGAUGUUUAUACUCUUGAUAUGAGUAAUCUCUCUAGAUUUUAUAGAAGAGAAGAAGUUUGGGUAAUUUAUUUCUAUUUACCAAAUGGUGAAGGAUAGAAACAUAAAAAAGUUGUAACUGAAUUAGCUGAAAAAUAUGAAGGUAUAUUUAGAGUUGCAGCAAUUGAUUGUGAAGAUGAUGAAGCAUUAUGUGAAGAUGAAUUUUAAGUCAAAAGAUAUCCAUCUAUUUCUAUUUAUGCAUCUCGUCUAUCUGCUGAGCCUAUUAAGUAUAAAGGAAAGUGGGAAGUAAAUGAUUUAGUAAAAGAAGCUGUUGAUUUGAUGGAAGAUUUUGUAAUUAUUUUAAGUGGAUUCAAUUUUUAAGAAUAUAUAGAGAAAUCAAAACCUAAAGUUAUUCUAUUUACAAAUAAAAAAUCAACUCCACCUUUAUUCAAAGCUCUUUCAAAAGAAUUCAAAGGCAAAUUAGAAUUUGCUAUGAUUAGAUAAUCUGAAAGACAAUUAGCAUCUAUUUUUAAGAUUACAGAAUUUCCUAGUUUGAUUGUUGCUUAAAAUGAUUAAGAUUUUAAAGUCUUUGAAUAAGAUUUCAGAAAAGAUGAGAUUGUUAAAUUCUUAAGAUAGUUUGCAUAUGGAUAAAAGAAGGAAUCCUAAUAAAAAGGAAUAUAAAAAUUAAAUGGAUAGAAUUAUGAAUAAUGUAUAAUAAAAGGGAAAGAUUUAUGUUUCAUAUUAUUAAUAAAAGAUGAAUUAGAAUUAGAAUUGAUAUCUAAAAUUCCAAAUAAAUAUAAAAAUGAUAGCAUUUCAUUUUAUUAUGGAUUUUUAAAGUAUUUUAAAUUAUUAUUUAAGGUAAUUGAAAUCUAAAUUUGAAGUAAAUUAAAGUGAAUCAUAUGCUGUAAUUAUAAAACCUAAGCGAUAAACUUAUACUGUUUAGAAUUCAAUAGAAACAAAUGAAAUUAUAGGAUUUAUUGAUGAUGUACUUGGAGGAGGAAGAACAUUCAAGAAAAUGCAUUCUACUUUUAGAAAAGAUGAGUUGUGA
Molecule: messenger RNA, 1551 nt
Organism: Paramecium pentaurelia
Lineage: Eukaryota; Ciliophora; Oligohymenophorea; Peniculida; Parameciidae
Source: the annotation of a GenBank genome assembly